AUGGCUGAAUCAGCAAGACAUCAUGACGACAGCGAUCACGAAGAGUUCCUCGAUCCCGAUGAGGUUGACGAGGAGCAGGUCCUUGAAGACGAUGGUGAUAUGAUGGAGGAGGACGAAGAUGAGAACGGCGAAGAGGCCCAGGAAUACGAUGCAGACGGAAACCCUAUCGAUGACGACGACAUGAUGGAGCUCCAGGACGACUCUGUCCAAGGAUUCUUCACCCACAAAGAGCCAGUUUACGAUGUGGCAUUACAUCCCGUCCACCAGAACAUUGCAGUCAGUGGAGGAGGAGACGACAAGAGCUAUCUCUGGCGGUUGUACGACGGCGAGCAGCUUUACGAGUUUGGAGGACAUUCCGAUUCGGUCACCCAGGUUGCCUUCAGUGUCGACGGAACCUAUGUUGCCAGUGGAUCCAUGGACGGAAAGGUCCGUGUCUGGAAGAGCGAAACUGGAGAGUUUGUCUGUGAACUCGAGGGUCCCGAUGAGGUCGUCUGGAUCAACUGGCACCCCAAGGGAAACAUCAUCUUGGCAGGAGCAACAGAUUCAUCAGUGUGGAUGUGGGCUGUCCCCUCGGGAGCAUUCAUGAACGUCUUCAACGGUCACUCGGGACCCGUCACCAGCGGCAUGUUCACCCCCGAUGGCAAGAAGAUCGUCACCGUCUCUGAGGACGCAUCCUUGAUCGUCUGGGACCCCAAGACCGCGUCUGCCGUGCACCGUAUCACCUCUGAUGACGCUCGUUUCCAUAGCGACGUUAUUACCUGCCUCGCCAUCAACAAGGACUCCUCACUUGCUAUGACCGGAUCUGCGGAUGGAACCGCAAAACUCAUCAACAUCCACAGCGGAAACAUUCUCGGAUCGUUCGAGAACCACACAGACGCCGUCGAGACAGUGACCUUCUCAGACCACCUGAACUUGGCCGCCACAGGAUCGUUGGACGGACGGUUGAACGUCUGGGACGUCCAGACCAUGCAACUCCGUACCACCUGCGAACACAAAGGCCCCAUCAUCAAGGCCCAAUGGCACAAGACCCAGCCCUUGAUCACCACUUGCUCUGCCGACCGGUCGGUCCAGGUCUGGGACGGUAGGACUGGUCAGAACUUGAAGAUCUGGUUGGGUCACCAGGAUGCUGUGUUGAGUUUUGCCAUGACCGACGAUGGUCUUACUUGUGUCACUGGAUCCGAUGAUGGCUGUGCUUUGGUCUUCAGAAUGGUCGACAACUAA
This is a messenger RNA of Linnemannia hyalina, 1221 nucleotides long. The record is from the annotation of a GenBank genome assembly. Lineage: Eukaryota; Fungi; Mortierellomycota; Mortierellomycetes; Mortierellales; Mortierellaceae.